GCAAUAGUUGCAAGUAUAGAGAUUAUGUCUCUGUGUUGCUAUUUCCGAGAGAGGGCGCUUACGUGGUGCUUUAUCCUUCUUCUUACAGUGACACUAUUAUUCUUCUUUGCUACCUUUGGGACAAUGCUUGCCUUUGGUAUUAUGUAUAUUAGUGUCUACAAUACAAGGAAUUCUACUUUAUCUGGUGCUCUGCUUAUUUCCUUUUCUUUCCUGUCUCUUGCUGCCGCCAUUGGCAUACCCAUUUUUUCCUGUUACCGCCGAAAGCGACAAAUUCAAGAGUUAGAUGUGGAAGAAAGGAGUGAAGUGGAACCAGAAGCCGACACGAUGGUUACAAGGCCUGUGGUCUCUCAUAAUGAUGGCAAGACCUCAGUGUGA
Messenger RNA from Trypanosoma theileri, 375 nucleotides. RefSeq lists its product as uncharacterized. The record is from RefSeq and is a predicted model, not a curated record. The transcript has a single exon. NCBI's taxonomy places the organism in Eukaryota, Euglenozoa, Kinetoplastea, Trypanosomatida, Trypanosomatidae. The annotation marks the transcript as partial.